AUCUCAGAGAAGGAAUAUUUCAGAACAACGGAACACUUUUAUUUACUUUUAACAUAAUCUACAUUUAUUUUUAGGGAAAGCCGUUAACAUGAAGAUUGUCUCUAUUUUAUCAUCGUUGCUAUGGUGUUUACUCGACCAUGGUGCAUCUGGUGUCAAGGAUGGAGGAUCAGUGUCAGUGAAUGAGGGAGAAUCAGUCACUCUAGGCACUGGUGUUAAAACAAACCAACAAGAAAAGAUUGUAUGGUAUUUUAAUGCCAUUCUCAUUGCUGAAAUCACUGGAGAUCUCAGACAUAUCUGUACAGAUGUUCAGUGUAAAAAUAGUGAUGUGAGAUUCAAAAACAGACUGAAGCUGGAUCAUCAGACUGGAUCUCUGACCAUCACAAACACCAGGACCACAGAUGUGGGAGUUUAUAAACUGAAGAUCGUGGAAAACAGAAGAGACAGUGAAAAGAUCUUCAUUGUUUUUGUUCAUGCUUUUUUCAGUGUUGAUACAGAUGAAGAAUCAGCAUUUGUGAUGGAGGACGAUUCAGUCACUCUACACACUGGUGUUGAAACAAACCAGCAAGAAAAGAUUAGAUGGUAUUUUAGUGGCACUCGUAUUGCUCAAAUCACUGGAGAUCAAAGUAAUAUUAGUACAGAUGUUCAGUGCAAUAAUGGCACUGAGAGAUUCAGAGACAGACUGAAGCUGGACAAUCCGACUGGAUCUCUGACCAUCAUGAACACCAUAGAACUGGAUUCUGGAGUUUAUCGUCUACGGAUCAUCAUCAGCAGCAACAUCAGUGAAAAGAUCUUCAUUGUUGCUGUAUAUAGUGUUAGUGCUGUUGAACGAGAUAAAAUAAAGAAAAAGUCAGUGAAGGAGGGAGACUCUGUCACUUUAGCUCCUGGUGUAAUAAAAAAACAAAAUUAUGUGAUAGUGUGGUAUUUUAAUGACAUUGAAAUCACUGGAAAUCAGAGUGGGAUCUGUACAGAUGAUCCAUGUGAAGAUGCUGAUGAGAGAUUCAGAGACAGACUGAAGCUGGAUCAGACUGGAUCUCUGACCAUCAUAAACACCAGAACCACAGACACUGGAUUUUACAAACUACAGAUCAACUGCAGAAAAAUCAGCAUCAUCAAGAUAUUCAGUGUUACUGUCACUGCUGUUCCAGAUUCAACUGCUCCUGCUGCUGUUGCCGCUGUUGUUGUUGCUGUUCUGCUGGUGGCUGCAGCUGCUGGUGUGUUUUACUAUUGCUCCAGGAGACCUGAACAAGAAGACACAGUGCAGCACAGUCAUAAUCAGAUUCCAUUAAAUCAAGAUCCAAACGUAGGUUCAGGAGGAGCCUAAUCAUUCAGUCCUGUCAAUUGUCAUUGCUAGCCUAUAUAAGCAGCGCUCACUGCAUUCCACUGCAUUCACUGCUCAUGGACACCAUCCCAGCUGAGCCCUGCCCACAGAGCUCAUCACAGACAGACUGUGACAUACUACAACAGCUCCAAGACUCAGCGCCGAAGGACGACUUACUGGUAAACAGCCAGGAAAGCCAGGACAACAUAUUUCAGCCACCGGAAACACCAGAGCCAAAGCCCCACUCACCAGACACAUUAUCCCUCUCCCCAGCAUCUCCACUUCUAAGCUUCUCACAGAAAAUGGAGGAACUGGUAUAUGCUGGAACCAGACUCUCCCACUGUUUUGCUGCAAGCCCCCAGAUAUCAACUAAAAAACAGCGGGCACCACAACCACCAAAGCCUGUGGGCCCAGCUCGCCCUCCUCCUCCUUCAAGAGCUCUCCGGCCGCUGCCACAACGGUGGGGCCCAAACCCUCCUCCAUCUGCUGUAGGUGAACCAAAAACAACUGAUAACAGCUCCCAGUGAUAUGUGUCGGGUCCCCGCUACGAUAGUAGCAACAUUCAGAAAUGUUUACAUAACAAGCGGGAACCCAGUGUGCCUGUAGCUUUCUCUAUCUCUGUUUUAUCACGUGAUAGAAAGUCUAAGGCCUUCUCAAGCCGUACAGCUGACCCAUCUAAUCUGCGGCCUAUUAGGUAUCAAACUAAGACUUCUCUAGAGACAAAAAGUAAUGGCAUCAAGUUAGCAUUUCUGAUCAAUGACUUAACCACAUACAACCUGGAUUUUAUGUUUCCAAUUGAAACAUGGCUAGAAGACAGCUGCAGUGCAACAGUCCUCAAUGAAACAGCCCCUCCUAACUUUACUUUCAUGAGUGUCUGCAGAACUGCAGGAGAGGUGGCAGUGUAGCUGCUCUAUUUAAAGAUGUCUAUCAAUGUAAGCAAGUGCCAUUUGGUCAGUACUUGUCUUUUGAAUAUCUAGGGAUUGUGCUGAAAGGUGCUCCACGAAUUCUAUUUAUCAUUAUUUACAGGCCUUCAAAAUACUCUCCAGCCUUUGUUGAAGAGUUCACAAAACUGUUAUCAAUGAUUUUUACUCAGAGUUUGACUGUUUUGCUAUUGCAGGGGAUUUUAAUUUUCACAUAGAAAAUUCAGAAAUCAAAACCACAAAAGAAAUUAUAACCGUUUUAAACACUUUUGACCUGAUUCAGCAUGUGCAUGGACCCACACACAAUCGUGGACACACUUUUGAUUUACUCAUUAAACAGUAACCUAAACAGCACUCGCACACUUUUUGCUACUGAUUCCCAAGCUGCUUUUCCACUAUCGGACCGAACCGUUCUCUCUGCUUAAACGUUCCAUUCCAGCACGAAUACGGUUUCAUUUUCCACUGUGGUGCUGAUAACGGAACUCUUUCGAAUGUAAAUACAAAUGCGUCAGUCGUUGCCUUGUUAACGCAAUUGUAAUGUAUUUCUGUUUUUGGGACUCCUUUUUUAAAAUCUGAUAUUUACUUUGUUAAAUAACAGAAAACACAACCUUUGGUGCAAAAAAAUUAAAUAAACAGAAGGCGACGACAGGUAUCACGUUACCAAAUGCUGAGGGAAUAUGUUAUGCCAACGGAGACGGAAACAGAAGGUAAACCCUUUCAAAAAAAAAAAAUAAAUAAAUACCACAUCUAUUGACGGUAUUAAUGCACUAACUAUGAACGCAGCGCAGCUGUUUACUUGGCUGUUUGAUCAAAUAACGCACUUCCGCUUAGCACACACACUCUAUCAGCACGGUUCAGCACGGUUGUCUAACCGUGCCAAGAAUUCCGGGCCGAGAAUGGUUUGUAAUCGUGCCGUCCCAGGCUCAAGUGGAAACACAACUGGAACCGUACCUGACCGUUCUAAGAACAGUUCGGCCCGAUAGUGGAAAAGCGGCUCCAGUGAAAUGCUCUCUGACAGCAAAUGCAAUGACUUUGCCUCCUUCUUUUCAGAGAAGAUCAUUAAUAUCAGAAAGGUUAUUAGCACGUCCUGCAGAGGUCAGACAGAUUCGACCGCAAUUUCAAAAAGAAGUCACUUUGUCUGUUUUUGAAGCAAUUGAUAGCAAAACUUUUUGGAAGAAAUAGUACAGCACCUUAAAUCCUCAACCUGCAAUCUUGACACACUUCCCACAUCUUUUUUCAAAAGUGUGUUUAACUGUUUAGAAACAGAUCUCGGGUAAACACCUCACUUCUUUCUGGGACUUUUCCAAACUCCCUGAAAACUGCAGUUGUUAAGCCCCUUCUGAAAAAGAGCAAUCUUGAUAACACCAUAUUGAGCAACUACAGACCAAUAUCUAAUCUUCCUUUUAUAGGCAAGAUUAUUGAAAAGGUAGUUUUCAAUCAGUUGAACAACUACUUAAACUCAAAUGGAUACCUAGACAAUUUUCAAUCUGGUUUCCGAACGCAUCACAGUACAGAGACGGCGCUCAUUAAGAUAAUAAAUGAUAUUCGCCUAAAUUCUGAUUCUGGCAAAAUAUCAGUGCUGGUACUACUAGAUCUUAGUGCUGCGUUUGACACUGUCGAUCAUAACAUUCUUCUAGAGAGACUGGAAAACUGGGUCGGGCUUUCUGGGAUGGCUCUCAAUUGGUUCAGGUCAUACUUAGAAGGGAGAUGUUAUUAUGUGAGUAUAGGAGAGCAUAAGUCUAAGUGGACGUCCAUGACAUGCAGAGUCCCUCAAGGCUCAAUUCUUGUGCCGCUCUUGUUUAGUCUGUAUAUGCUCCCACUAAGUCAAAUAAUGAGAAAGAACCAAAUUGCCUAUCACAGCUAUGCUGAUGAUACCCAGAUUUACCUAGCCUUAUCACCAAAUGACUACAGCCCCAAUGAUUCCCUCUGCCAAUGCAUUGAUGAAAUUAACAGUUGGAUGUGCCAGAACUUCCUUCAGUUAAACAAGGAGAAAACUGAAGUCAUUGCAUUCGGAAGCAAAGAGGAAGUUCUUAAGGUGAAUGCAUACCUUGACUCUAGGGGUCAAACAACUAAAAACCAAGUCAGGAAUCUUGGUGUGAUUCUGGAGUCAGACCUUAGUUUCAGUAGUCAUGUCAAAGCAGUAACUAAAUCAGCAUACUAUCAUCUCAAAAACAUUGCAAGAAUUAGAUGUUUUGUUUCCAGUCAAGACUUGGAGAAACUGCCUUUCAUGCCUUUAUCACAAGCAGGGUGGAUUAUUGUAAUGGUCUCCUCACUGGCCUUCCCAAGAAGACCAUUAGACAGCUGCAGCUCAUCCAGAACGCUGCUGCCAGGAUUGAGACUAGAACCAGAAAAUCUGAGCGUAUCACACCAGUCCUCAGGUCCCUACACUGGCUUCCAGUUAUAUUUAGAAUUGAUUUUAAAGUAUUAAUACUCAUUUAUAAAUCAAUCAAUGGCCUAGGACCUAAAUACAUUGCAGAUAUGCUCACUGAAUAUAAAUCUAACAGACCACUCAGAUCAUUAGGAUCGAGUCAGUUAGAAAUACCAAGGGUUCACACAAAACAAGGGGAAUCCGCUUUUAGCUAUUAUGCUGCCCGCAGUUGGAACCAGCUUCCAGAAGAGAUCAAAUGUGCUAAAACAUUAGCUACAUUUAAAUCUAGACUCAAAACUCAUCUGUUUAGCUGUGCAUUUACUGAAUGAGCACUGUGCUACAUCCGAACUGAUUGCAUUAUGUUUAAUCAUUUUCUGUUUUUAACGGUCUUAAAUUUAUUUUAAAUCAAUUUUUUAAAUCAUUUUUAAAAUCAUUAAAUCAAUCAGUUUUUACAUUUUACAUUUUUUUUGUUUUGUUGUUGUGAUCAUUGUUUUUAUGAUUGUUCGACUUCCUUUUUUGUGAUUAUUGUUUUUAUUAUUGUUUUUAUGAUUAUUCUAC
Molecule: messenger RNA, 5164 nt
Organism: Labeo rohita (rohu)
Lineage: Eukaryota; Metazoa; Chordata; Actinopteri; Cypriniformes; Cyprinidae
Exons: 7
Coding region: 89-1321 (410 amino acids)
Source: RefSeq, a predicted model, not a curated record